GUCACGGCCUCUAACACAGGAGACUGUGAGUAUCUGCGGCCUCAGCUUUCCCCCGAGGCCCUACAGCGCGCCCGGAGCUCCAGGAGAGGGCGGCAGGAGUCGGCUCUGUAGGGGAGGGAGCGGGUCUGCCGUCCGGAGGGUCCGAGCCACGUUUGCCGAGUCACCGUGAGAGGCAAAGACUCGGCUCAGACCACGCCCGCCUCCGUGCCCCGCGGAACUGCGUGGUAGCUCAGCUGUCCCCUCAGCCGCGUUGCCUGGCAUGAGCGGAGAGUCGGGGACGCUGGCUGCGGUUCCUCCAUCGCCCUCCCGGCUCUGCAGUGGUGCGAGGAGGGGUGUGGUGGGUGUUUUUUCCCGAAGAAGCAGCUCUGCUAUCUAGGAUGGGAUCCAAGCUCUCAGUGGAUGACUCAGUGCGUGUUGUGAUCAUUGGAGGAGGUUUCGGGGGAAUCGAAGCUGCCAGACAACUGAAGUCCUGGGGAAUCCCUUUUGUUCUUGUGGACAUGAGAGAUGCAUUCCACCACAAUGUGGGUGCUCUCCGGGCCUCUGUAGAGAGUGGAUUUGCCAAGAAAACCUUCAUCUCUUACUCUGUGACCUUUGAGGAGAGCUUCCGACAAGCCAAGGUGGUUGGAAUAGACCUACUGAGGCAGAAAGUCUUGCUGAAUGAUGAUGAGGAGCUUUUCUACUCUCACCUCAUCCUUGCUACAGGCAGUGAUGGGCCUUUCCCUGGGAAGUUUAACCAGAUCGUUGACAUGGAAACUGCCAUUCAGACUUAUGAAGACAUGGUCAAGGAGCUCCAGAAAUCUCCACGUAUCGUGAUAGUAGGCGGUGGUGCUGCUGGAGUGGAGAUGGCUGCAGAGAUCAAAACAGAAUAUCCAGCCAAAGAGGUCACCCUCAUUCAUUCAAAAAUUGCACUGGCUGAUGUGGAGCUUCUACCAAGUGUCCGGCAGAUGGUGAAGGAGAUUCUCCUCAAGAAAGAAGUGCGUCUCUUGUUAAGUGACAGAGUCAGCAACCUGCAUAUGCUGACUUUAAACCGAUUCCAAGAGAAUAUGGCAGUCAAGACAGAAAAGGGCACAGAGGUUGCUGCUGACAUGGUGAUUCUCUGCACUGGUAUAAAGAUCAAUUCAUCAGCAUACAGCAGUGCAUUUGGGGACAAGCUGGCGAGUAAUGGUGCUUUAAAGGUCAACCAGUACCUCCAGGUGGAAGGGUAUGAUAACAUCUAUGCUAUUGGUGAUUGUGCUGAUGUGAAGGAACCGAAGAUGGCAUACCAUGCUGGGCUCCAUGCCAAUAUUGUGGUGACAAACAUCAUCAACAGUUUGACACAGAAACCUCUUAAAACCUACCAGCCAGGAUCACUAACCUUCCUGCUCUCGAUGGGCCGGAAUGAUGGGGUAGGCCAGAUUAAUGGAUGCUACGUGGGACGUCUUUUGGUGACUAUUGCCAAGAGCCGGGACCUUUUUGUUUCUAAGAGCUGGAAGACUAUGGGACAGACUAUGCCCUGCUAGAUAGAAAGGACAAUGAUGAAGUAGCAAGAGAAUACAUGUAUCAACUGGCAUGAACAAAGCUGGAAAAGAGUAAAAGGUGCAUAAUUACCAAAAUGACACAAGCUAUAUGGCUAUUUGACUGAUAUCAAUACUGCACCAAAACAUCAUGUAUUACGAAUGCCAUUCUUUAGCAUGGUGCAUAACAACAACACAAAGCCCUCUUUUUAAAGUGGCUCUCGGUUAUGUUAAGUGGAUCCGCACAGAAACUGUAUUUCUUGCUGAAACUUUUUCAAAACACAAUUCGUGCUAAGAUGGAGCUGAGAAAGGAAUCCAGUUUAAAUGUAUUUUAAAUUAAAAUAAGUAGCAGAAUAA
This is a messenger RNA of Chrysemys picta bellii (western painted turtle), 1850 nucleotides long. RefSeq names its product apoptosis inducing factor mitochondria associated 2 (gene AIFM2). Gene Ontology annotation, biological process: apoptotic mitochondrial changes; positive regulation of apoptotic process. Gene Ontology annotation, cellular component: cytoplasm; mitochondrion. Gene Ontology annotation, molecular function: flavin adenine dinucleotide binding; electron-transferring-flavoprotein dehydrogenase activity. The record is from RefSeq and is a predicted model, not a curated record. NCBI's taxonomy places the organism in Eukaryota, Metazoa, Chordata, Testudines, Emydidae.